Molecule: messenger RNA, 1927 nt
Organism: Neopsephotus bourkii (Bourke's parrot)
Lineage: Eukaryota; Metazoa; Chordata; Aves; Psittaciformes; Psittacidae
Gene: SIGMAR1
Product: sigma non-opioid intracellular receptor 1
Exons: 4
Coding region: 49-723 (224 amino acids)
Cellular component (GO): endoplasmic reticulum
Source: RefSeq, a predicted model, not a curated record
GGUGCCCGUCCCGCUGCCGGCGGGGCGGAGCGGAGCGGAGCGGGCAGCAUGGUGGUGGCGGCGGCGGGGCGGCGGGCGCUGCGGGCCGGGCUGGCGCUGGGCGCGCUGGCGCUGUUGCUGCAGGGGCUGCGGGGCUGGUUGGCCUCCAAGCGGUACGAGUUCACCCCCGCCGAGAUCGCGCAGCUCGCACGGCACCACGCGGGGCUGGACCAUGAGCUGGCUUUCUCAAAGAUCAUCGUAGAGCUACGGAAGAAGCACCCAGGCCACAUCCUGCCAGACGAGGACUUGCAGUGGGUGUUUGUGAACGCGGGUGGGUGGAUGGGCUCCAUGUGUCUCCUGCACGCCUCUCUCACUGAGUAUGUGCUGCUCUUCGGAACGGCUGUUGACACCGGGGGCCACUCAGGUCGGUACUGGGCAGAUAUCUCUGACACUGUCAUCUCGGGGACCUUUCGGCAGUGGAAGGAGGGGACCACCAGAAGUGAGAUCUACUAUCCAGGGGACACCAUCGUGCACCAGGCAGGAGAGGCCACGUCGGUGCAGUGGAGCGCAGGCACCUGGAUGGUGGAGUAUGGCCGGGGCUUCAUCCCCUCCACGCUUGCCUUCGCCCUGGCUGACACCCUCUUCAGCACUCAGGACUUCGUCACCCUCUUCUACACCCUGCGUGUCUACGCCAAGGGCCUGCUCCUGGAAGCCAGUGCCUUCUUCAGCACCAUGGGCUGCUGAGCUCAGCUGCCAGGGUGCCCUGCUGUGCACAGCUGGCUCCUCUCCUCCCAACCUUCCUCUCCUCCUCUUCCUCCCUGAGCCCAGGCUCUAACAGAGGCAGCAGGAGACCCCCCCUGUGCCUUCCCUACAUUGCUCUGUUGUUCCCCGUGGGCCAGCUGGACGCCAGGACAGAGGGACUGUGGUGGUCACAGCAAUACAGACCACCAGUUCUCCUCACUACCCACCUCUUCCCCUCCUUUCAAUUGGAGCUGUGUCCUGCUUUUCCAUCUCUUGCAGCUGGAGUGGCCUUGUGGGAUGCAAACACCCCUGUGUGCCCUUGGCAUGGGGCUGGAGCUGGCUGUCCCCAGGUUCCACAAGGUUGCUGCUCCUGAGAUAUCAGGAGGAGGAUGCCACCCUCAGGACAGGGUGCACCAGGUGAUCCGGAGCACCCACUGUAAAGGUCAGCUGAGAAGUUCCCAUCUCCCUGGCAGUCUGCCGGGGCUGCGGGUAGCACAGGAUGCUGUGUCCAGCUGGCAGCAUCCCCCAUGGCUCCAUCCCUGCUGAUGUAGGUUGGCAGCACACAGUGUCACUCUGGCACGGGGCAGGAUCUGCACUGAGACCCUUCAGCAGUGGGGGGGAUGCCCAGCCUCUGUGCUGGAGGUCCCUCCUGGGCUUUUGUGUGUUACCUGUCCCAGGGGAUAGCCAGAGCUGGAAGGGGGUCCCCUUCCCAUAGUCCCCUCCCUGCAGUCCCCCUCCCAAGGUGGAAAGCCACCGUCUGUCGCCUUAAUGGAGAGCCCAUUCUGUGUGGCCUCGGGGCUAUGCACAUACCUAGUGUCUGCAUGUGCCCAAACCUGUCGUUGCUCAGGAUAGGAUUUUGACCCUCAAAAUGCUUCCCCUGUCUGUGAGACCCUCCUGGGACAGCCACCCCUAUUGGCUGCUGUUGUGGGGUCCCAGCCAAGGGAACGCUGCAGUCCCUGACCAAGUCUGUCUGCAGACCCUGAUUGCAGCCCUGCAGCCAGACCUGUGUAGGUUCACUGCUUGGCGGAGGGCUUUCACCUCCAUGCUGUUGCCAAACACGUGUGUGUCUCUGGCCACCAGUCCUGUAGCAUGUCACUCUUCCUGCUCCCCAGACUGUCCCUGUCCUGCUGACUUGCAGCCCUCCACACGGGCUACAUUUAAUUUGCCACCUGGAAAGAAGUAUCAGUAAUAAAAUUGUUCAUCCCAA